AUCAGUAGCGAUGCUUGACUGGCUUUAAAGCAACAACUGAGGUCGAGAUUUCGGAUUUUAUCUUUUUUUUUUUUUGGUGGUUAAAACUUUGGACAGGGGAGUCUCUGCGGCUCUGCUCGACCCCCUCCUCCUCCUCCUCCUCCUCCUCCUCCUGGCUAGCUAAUGUUAGCCACCUAGCUACCUCUACCAUAUUCCUGAGGAACAAGGGGGGAACUGGCUGGAGAAAUGGCGGAAACUAAAAUAAUUUAUCAUAUUGACGAAGAGGAGACGCCGUAUUUGGUCAAAAUUCCAAUAGCGGCGGAGAAAAUCACUUUGCUGGAUUUUAAACAAGUGCUGAACAAACCAAACUACAAAUUCUUCUUCAAGUCUAUGGACCAAGACUUCGGAGUGGUCAAGGAAGAAAUUUCUGAUGAUAACGCAAAGCUACCUUGCUUUAAUGGUCGAGUGGUGUCUUGGCUGGUAUCCUCAGAUGUCCCUGCAGCAGAACCUGCACCAGCUCCAGUGGAGGUCCGAGCUCAGCCCUCACCUCCUCCUCCCCCACUGCCCCCUCCUCCAGCUGAAAGGACCCAAGGCAUUGGAGAUUCCAGACCCCCUUCAUUCCAUCCAAAUGCUGCCGGCAGUGUGGAGACACUGGAUGAACAGACAGAAACGGAGUCUGUUGUGUCCUUCAGGAGAGAAAGGCCUCGUCACAGAGAGAGCAUGGAGUCACAUGGGUCUCGUAUGAAUGGACAAUCUCGUAUGGACAGGCACUUGGCUGGGUAUGAGAGUGCCACCACUGUGAUGAGCAGCGAACUUGAGACUACCAGUUUCUGCGACUCGGAUGACGACGACACCAUGAGCAGGUUCAGCAGUUCCACAGAACAGAGCUCUGCUUCUAGACUGCUAAAGCGUCACCGCAGACGCAGGAAACAGCGCCCCCCGAGGCUGGAGAGGGCAUCAUCUUUCAGUAGUGUGACAGAUUCAACCAUGUCUCUAAAUAUUAUCACAGUCACCCUCAACAUGGAGAAGUAUAAUUUCCUGGGAAUCAGUAUUGUGGGGCAAAGUAAUGAGCGAGGGGAUGGUGGCAUCUAUAUAGGAUCCAUUAUGAAGGGAGGAGCUGUAGCUGCUGAUGGGCGCAUUGAACCUGGAGACAUGCUGCUUCAGGUGAAUGAUAUUAAUUUUGAAAACAUGAGCAAUGACGAUGCAGUCAGAGUACUGCGAGAGAUCGUGCACAAACCAGGACCCAUCACUCUGACAGUGGCAAAAUGCUGGGACCCCUCACCUCAAGGCUACUUCACACUCCCACGUAAUGAGCCCAUACGACCUAUCGACCCUGCAGCUUGGGUCAGUCAUUCAGUGGCUAUGACAGGAGUAUACCCACCUUAUCCAGGCAGUACAAUCACAUCCACCUCGUCUGUAACAGAGACUGAACGUUUUGAUGAGUUUAACCUGUCUCUUCACUCCGACAUGGCAUCCGUGGCGAAAGCUAUGGCCUCUCCUGAGUCAGGCCUAGAGGUCAGAGACAGAAUGUGGCUCAAGAUCACUAUUCCUAAUGCUUUUCUAGGUUCAGACGUGGUCGAGUGGCUCUACCAUCACAUCGAGGGAUUUCAGGAUCGUCGGGAAGCUCGGAAAUAUGCCAGCAACCUCCUGAAAGCUGGCUUCAUCAGACACACCGUUAACAAGAUCACCUUCUCUGAACAGUGCUACUACAUCUUUGGAGACUUCAGCGACUGUGAGAAUUACAUGGCCAACUUGUCCCUCAACGAUAAUGAUGGCUCUAGUGGUGCCUCAGACCAGGACACAUUAGCCCCUCUACCAUUGCCAGGGGCAACCCCGUGGCCCUUGCUCCACUCUUUCCCUUAUCAGUAUCCACAUCCGUACUCCAGCCAACCUCCUCCUUACCAUGAGCUGACCAGCUACAGCUAUGCCCCUGGCAGUACAGGCAGUCAACACAGCGAGGGAAGUCGGAGCAGCGGCUCUACUCGGAGUGAGGGCGAAAGGCGUAGGGGAAGUAAGAGUGGCAGCACAGUGGCUGGCAGCACCCGUGAUGACAAAUCCCCCAAUGGAGGAGACUCGCGCUCGGGCAGUGGCAGCGAAUCAGAAUACUCUGUGCGUAGCAGCCUGAGAAGGGACCACGGCUCGGCCACACCCAGCGAACACAGCCAUGCUAGUCAGCGCUCACUUCACCGGGCCCCACCCCCUCACCUCGCUCCAUACCCGCCGGGCAUUCCUAUUCCCUACAACCCCAUGAUGGUGAUGAUGGUACCACAGCAUCCACAUCCAGCUAUGGGAGCCCCUCAUCCCCAGACAGCUGGCACGCAACUCCACCCAGGCCUGCCUCCACCCAGCAACCCAGGAGGGCCUCCUGGAGCUCCACCCACGCGAGACCUGGGCUCAGUGCCACCUGAGCUCACAGCAUCAAGGCAGUCCUUCCACCUGGCCAUGGGCAACCCCAGCGAGUUCUUUGUGGAUGUUAUGUAGUGAAGGCUAACACAGGAUGUGUGUGUGAUGAAUGAGUGAAGUGUGAGUUAGUGAAUGAAUGAGUGACAAGUGUAUCAUAUAAUAACUGUGAGCCUGACUCAGUAAGAGACUGAGACAUAACAUUUGAUAUUGAUGGAGAUAGCUCUUUGUAGUUGCUGGUAGGAACAGGGUUUCUGUAUAAAGCUGGAAGUCUUGCACAGCUCGAAUUAAGCAGUUGAAGUUUCACCAGCAUAAAAUGCAACAGGGUUUUGACUUCCAAACAGUCAUGUUUGUUUUUUUAUUGGAACAUUUUCCCUGAAAUAUUCAUCAGAUUAUGCUGUAAGCACUAUACUCUAGUUCAUGUAUGGAACAUCUGUGAGGCCUCUCUGUCCUCUGAUAAUAUUUGCUUUGGCAGGAAACACACAUCCUGCCAAACGCAAGUUCUGUUGAUGUCCAAAUUUUGUGUGUGGGUUUCUGCAUGACCCACCUACAGAGAGGUACGCUUUCCUUUAUUUAAAAAAUGCAGAUCCUUAAAAUCAUGUUCUUCAUUUGCGAAUAACAAAACGAACAAGCAGGCAAAAGAAGUUGCACUAUUGCGAUGGAUAAGUCAUGUUUUAAAAUAUUUUAACAGUUUAUUUUUAGAAGAUAUCAACCCAAUAGAUCAUGUUUAUUGGGAAUCAUGGUUUUUUGACAAGGCAGCUAAAUUGCUUUAAAAAGUAGUAUACUAUCAAAUCCUAGAAACCAUGUUUCCACAAAGCUGAGAAAUGCAAACAGAUGGGCAGUUGUAGCUGUCUAACGUAUGACAACUAGUAGUGAAGGUCUUUUUUAUUGUACACCUAAGCAAUAUGCAAAAUGUAAAAAAACAGGGUUUAAAAGACAUGACUAGCAGCAGCUUUACUAUGGUCAUUUCUCCAUGAAUGAAAGUUGUAAUCAUAAUUAGAAAAAAUAAAUAUCAAAUCUGUUGGCAGACUACAUUUGGUAGUAGUAGAAGCAACGGUACUCUGAGAGGAAACGGUAAUGCCAAAAAUGGUACUUCUGCUUGGUAGAAUGGGCUGUUUUUAUACUCCACAUAUUUCACAUUUCUACUAAUUUUUGUUUGUUUUUAGACUGAAAAGCAUAACCAUUGUAUAUGAAUGAAUAUAUAGAUAUAAUCAAAGCAUACAGGUGCUGAAUGAAGAUGUCUGAAGAGUGCCACUUUGGUGGCUUUUCGUUUGUUGUCACUUUUGUGUUUCUUACUCAAAAUAAAUUUGUAAUAGAAGAGAA
Messenger RNA from Trichomycterus rosablanca, 3702 nucleotides. RefSeq names its product dishevelled segment polarity protein 2 (gene dvl2). Lineage: Eukaryota; Metazoa; Chordata; Actinopteri; Siluriformes; Trichomycteridae. The transcript has 15 exons. Gene Ontology annotation, cellular component: cytosol. Gene Ontology annotation, molecular function: frizzled binding. The record is from RefSeq and is a predicted model, not a curated record. Gene Ontology annotation, biological process: intracellular signal transduction; canonical Wnt signaling pathway. Bases 226 to 2460 code for a protein of 744 amino acids.